AGGCAUCCACAGCCCCGGUUCCAAGUGUGGACGUUGAUGCUCUGGUGAGGAGUGAAUCUUUCUCUCCUGAUGAAGAACAGCAGCACAUCAACAGACCUAAGUCAAAGGGGGAACGCCGGAGCACCCUCUGUUUGGCGAAAGCGUACCCCAAAUUCCCACCAAGCAUCUUGGAAUACAUCGCGGAAUAUUGGCAGCACCUCAAAGGCUCCCGUGGUCUGAGGAAAAGGAUCGAAAAUCAAAGAUCCAAAGUGGGUAGAAUCAUGGCUUUCCUUUCGUUUAUAACCAAGGGCCAGCCAAUCCUCCAGAAUUGGACUUUCCUUCCCAAUAUGUCCAGGAUAUACCAGUGGCCAGAGCAUCUGCAGAAUGGUGGAAAAGCGGAGAACACAGUGAAGACCUACCUGGUGAAUUUGUCCCAGUUCCUGGGCUACUUCAGGGACACCCCUCCCUCCUCAUCCAGGGUUCCAAAAAGAGAAGUGUUUGCCGUGAUUCGUGCUAUCUCAGAGUGUAUUGCAAGCCUGGGUCCACGUGUUGUCAUGCGUCAGAUACGUGUAAAGAAAAAUAAGUUGAGCAGAACCAUCUCCAAGGACCAACUUCGCCUCUGCAAAGUCCUGGCCAGGAGACGCAUCCCUGAACUUCUUGAUGAACUGUCUGAGGACCCCAACCCGGAGGCGCGCAGGAGAUAUUUUGGGUACCUCAGUGUUUACCUAGCAAGCCUAUAUGGACACCGCACCGGUGUUCUAAAGAAUAUGACGGUCUCCGAGGUUGAUGAAGCCCAGAAGGAAGCCACAGUCGGGCAAGCGGGCUUUGUGAUCAAUGUGAAGGAACACAAAACCAACCGUGCGUUUGGCCCCGCACAGCUCUGCUUAACUGUAGAGGAAUUCUCAUGGGUGGAGCAGUGGAUGAUCAUCAGACAGAAACUAAACCCACCCACAGACCUUCUUCUCUUCACCGAAAACUUCACAAAAAUCGAGAAACUCAUCGUGCCGAUGCAAGCCGCCUGGCGUGACAUGGGUUUUCCUGGGCGUCCCACAUUCACAGACUUCCGAACAUCAAUAGCCACAUACGCAAGGAAUACUUUGUCACCAAGUGACCGGAUCAACAUUUCAAAGACCAUGUGUCAUGACACGCGGACAGCAGACAAAUUCUACGCGCUCCACCGCACCGCGUCAGAGCUGGCUCGGAUCCGUCAGAAUUUCGAGGCAGCCGUCAAGCCACCACGUACGACGGUACAUGACACCGCCGAACCUUCCCUCCUCUCCAUGUCAGAAUCAUCAGGUGAUGGUGUUGAGGAGGAAGCGGACUGCGCGCCUCCCACCCCGCCUGCCGGUCCUUCGCCCGGUGCUGUGCCGUCCUCACCAACAUCCAGUCAGGCCACUGGAUCAACAAGCCCUGAUCACGCUUCUGAGAGCGACGUUGACUACACUGUUGACAGCGAGUCUGACCAAACUUCUGAGAGCGAGUCUGACCAAACUUCUGAGAGCGAGUCUGACCAAACUUCUGAGAGCGAGUCUGACCAAACUUCUGAGAGUGAGUCUGACCAAACUUCUGAGAGCGAGUCUGACCAAACUUCUGAGAGCGAGUCUGACCAAACUUCUGAAUACACUUCGGAGAGCGACCCUUCAUAUGAACCACGUAGAGGGACCCAACAACCCAGAAGAAAGAGACCAUUGUUUACCUACACGUUGAGAAAAAGACAACCAGGGCGCAGCCAAAGUGCACGUGUGCUGAGAUCCAGAAAAACAGUAAAAAAAUAA
Fundulus heteroclitus (mummichog) is the source of this 1754-nucleotide messenger RNA. RefSeq lists its product as uncharacterized. The record is from RefSeq and is a predicted model, not a curated record. The transcript is spliced from 6 exons. Lineage: Eukaryota; Metazoa; Chordata; Actinopteri; Cyprinodontiformes; Fundulidae. The coding region runs from base 261 to 1754 and encodes 497 amino acids. Gene Ontology annotation, molecular function: DNA binding.